Seriola dumerili (greater amberjack) is the source of this 1203-nucleotide messenger RNA. RefSeq names its product GTPase IMAP family member 8-like. The coding region runs from base 31 to 930 and encodes 299 amino acids. Lineage: Eukaryota; Metazoa; Chordata; Actinopteri; Carangiformes; Carangidae. The transcript has 4 exons. The record is from RefSeq and is a predicted model, not a curated record. Gene Ontology annotation, molecular function: GTP binding.
UCCUGUAUUUUACUGCUGGAUCUGAGAACCAUGUCUCACAAGGAGAAGAUUUCAAUCUUUAUCGUGGGAGCUGACGAUUUUUCAAAGAACGAUCUAAUAACCAAGAUCCAAGGGAAAGAUUCAUCUAACCUACACCUACAAAACGCUAAUAAUGAGCUUGAGACAUAUGAGAUCUCAUUUCUUCCUGACAAGGACGCGUUAAAAAGACACCUAGACCCUGAGCCACGUUCUGGGUCACAUCCUUAUCAGGACAGGACAGGUGGCAGCAAAAAGCCGAAGGAAGAGAGAGUGAACCUGGUUCUGCUGGGAAUGGCCGGGACUGGAAAGAGUUCAAGUGGAAACACGAUCCUCAGAUACGAAUACUUCUUGUCAAAACCCAGUUCAAAGCAGGUGACCAUGGAGUGUAAGGAGGUAGAACAGGAGAUUAACAGUAGACCUGUACGUGUCAUUGAUACACCAGACAUCUUUAAUGAUGACAUCAAACCACCAGUUAAGGACAAACAUGUGAAAAGGUGCAGAGAGCUCUGUCGGUCAGACCCCUGUGUGUACUUACUUGUGAUGCAGGUUGGCAGGUUUACAGACGGGGAGAGAGACGUACUGAAAAAGUUAGAAAAAGCUUUUGGUAGAAACGUUCAUGAACAAACGAUCCUCCUGUUCACCCGUGGGGAGGAGCUGCAGCGUGCUGACAUGAGCUUGGAGGACUUUCUACAAUCCUGCCAACCUGAGCUCAAGCACAUAGUGGAAAAGUGUGACAAGAGGUGUGUGUUUUUUGAGAACAGAACCCCAGGUUCAUAUCAGGUGGAAAAACUAAUGCAGACAGUGAACAGUCUUAUUCAAAAACAGAGUAAGGCCCAACUCCAACCCAGCUCCUACACCCCAACCCCUUACACUCAGUUCCCACAGUCACAUGGAGGGUCAUCCAGAUGGUAGAGCAGUGGAGCGUCAGGACGGAUUCCCUCAGUGCUGCGGAGAUAGGUCUGUCUGAUCAUGUGACAGCAGGGACGGAUGAAUCACCUGUAGUCCACAUGUGAGCUCUGUGGUGAUUCACAGUAAUAAGUAAUAAGUUGCCUCUCCUCAAACAGAGAUUUGAUAUUUGACUAUUUCUGUGCACACAUCAGGGGAUGAUCGGAACAUGCUGUUGUGUACCUGGGACAAUGUACUUGUGUUUUUUAUUUGACAUGAUUUGCUGUCUUGUGUAGCCUA